Anopheles bellator is the source of this 666-nucleotide messenger RNA. RefSeq names its product UV excision repair protein RAD23 homolog B-like. Gene Ontology annotation, biological process: nucleotide-excision repair; proteasome-mediated ubiquitin-dependent protein catabolic process. NCBI's taxonomy places the organism in Eukaryota, Metazoa, Arthropoda, Insecta, Diptera, Culicidae. Gene Ontology annotation, cellular component: cytosol; nucleoplasm. The record is from RefSeq and is a predicted model, not a curated record. Bases 1 to 666 code for a protein of 221 amino acids. The transcript has a single exon. Gene Ontology annotation, molecular function: proteasome binding; polyubiquitin modification-dependent protein binding; damaged DNA binding.
AUGAUUAAUGCUGUUGCCGGUACUUUGCUCAUGUCCGAAUGUAAAAAACUUAACCAUCUCGGCAAAGCGAUGGAAGAUCAUAACACACUCGGCUACUACAACGUUUCCAAGGAGUUCUUCAUAAAGUUUAAAAAAAAUACCGUAACGAGACCUGCGCAGUCUACCAUAUCAGCAGAAACGAAUACAACGAAAGCUACGGCAGAAAAAUUGAGCCAAACUGAACCAACCUCCAAAGGAGCAUCUUCGACCUCGCCGGCACCGUCUAAACCGGUCGAUGGUCCGCUCGCAUUCCUGCGCGAUGACCCCGUCUUCACUCAGCUGAAGCGCCAACUGCAAGAGGAUCAAUCAAAGUUGCCGUAUCUAAUGCGGAAAACCCAAUCCAUCAACCGAGAUCUUAUGCGCAUCGUCACCGAUAACGCGGAGGAAUUUCUCAAACUAAUCAAUGAUCAAACAUCGGAGCCAUCUCUAGAGAACGGAGGAUCACAAGGCGUCGCCACCACAACGGUUAACAACCUGUCGCCGUCUGACGUGGACGCUAGUAAUCGUUUGAAGGAACUAGGAUAUCCUGAACAUCUUGUUAUCCAGGCGUACAUUGCGGGCGAACGCAACCUAUAUAAGGCGGCCGACUUUCUCGUCUCGCAGGCACUCGACGAUGACGACGAUUAG